This is a messenger RNA of Culicoides brevitarsis, 2134 nucleotides long. It is a transcript of the gene Ns2, whose product is annotated as nucleolar GTP-binding protein 2. Gene Ontology annotation, molecular function: GTP binding. Bases 80 to 2083 code for a protein of 667 amino acids. The transcript has a single exon. Lineage: Eukaryota; Metazoa; Arthropoda; Insecta; Diptera; Ceratopogonidae. Gene Ontology annotation, cellular component: nucleolus. The record is from RefSeq and is a predicted model, not a curated record.
CGCACGUGUAAACAUAAGUCGUGUUUCAAGUCGUUCUCCGAUAUUUUUUCUUUAAAAAUCCGUAAAAAACACGCAAAAAAUGCCAAAAGUGCGUUCAACGACGGGUCCUCCCCGCAAACAAGGCGUCAACAAAGCCAACCAUUCCAUGAAUCCCGACAGACCGACGGAGGGCUUGAAAGGCAUCAGCAAACCGCGUUCCAAGGGAACCAUCAAGCGCCUUCAGAUGUAUCGUAACUUCAAGGCGAAACGAGAUCGCAAGGGAAAAAUUCUCACGCCCGCCCCAUUUCAAGGUUGGGUCAAUUCCGGAACAGUUUCUCGCGUCGAACCAAGCCCAAAAUGGUUCAGCAAUUCGCGUGUUAUUUCACAAAAUGCGCUGCAAAAGUUUCAAGACGAAAUGGGAAAAGCGAUGAAGGAUCCGUAUCAAGUCAUCAUGAAACCAACGGGAUUACCCAUCACACUGCUGAAUGAACGAGCGAAAUACCAACGAAUGCAUUUGCUGGAAACAGAAUCGUUCGAAACGACAUUCGGCCCCAAAAAAUUGCGAAAAAGACCGAAUUUGAAAGUUAAGGAUUUAGAAGAUUUGUCAAAAAAUGCCGAAGAAAGUGCGGAAAAGUACGAUUCGACGAAAGAUCAUUCGCUGGUGCAAGAAGACACGGGCGAGAAAAAUGCUGUGCGUGAUUGGGUCUUCGCCGCAGGUCAAAGUAAGAGAAUUUGGAAUGAGUUGCACAAAGUAAUUGACUCGUCGGAUGUAAUUUUGCAAGUUUUGGAUGCUCGUGACCCGAUGGGGACUCGUUCGAAGCACAUUGAGGAGUUUAUGCGGAAGGAAAAACCGCACAAACAUUUAUUUUUUGUCUUGAACAAGGUUGAUUUGGUCCCGAUUUGGGUUACGCAACGUUGGGUUGCCAUUUUGAGCAAAGAAUAUCCCACAAUUGCCUUUCAUGCGUCACUUACACAUCCCUUUGGCAAGGGCGCUUUGAUAAAUUUGCUUCGACAACUCGGAAAAUUGCAUGUCGACAAGAAACAAAUUAGCGUUGGAUUCAUCGGAUAUCCAAAUACCGGAAAAUCUUCCAUCAUCAAUGCCUUACGGAGCAAAAAAGUGUGCAAAACUGCCCCGAUCGCCGGCGAAACGAAAGUUUGGCAGUACAUUACCUUGAUGAAACGCAUUUUUUUGAUCGAUUGUCCCGGAGUUGUUUAUCCGACGGCAGAAACUGACACAGAAAAAGUCCUCAAAGGCGUCGUUCGUGUCGAAUUGGUGACUUCGCCCGAAGAUUAUGUCGAAACGGUGCUUCAACGCGUACGAAAAGAGUACAUCGCAAAGACUUACGGGAUCGUUUCGUGGUCCGAUCAUAUCGAUUUCUUGGAACAAUUGGCGAAAAAGACGGGAAAACUCAUCAAAGGCGGCGAACCUGACAUUAACACAGUCGCCAAACAAAUGCUCAACGAUUGGCAACGCGGCAAAUUACCAUUUUACGUUGCCCCCGAAGGUUUUGAAGUGCCCAAAUCUCGCAGCGAAAACGAAACUUCAGAAGCAGCUGAGGUCGAAAGUACGACAACAACUGUCGUCACGAUACCCGAAGCCGUCAAAAAGGGCAAACAAUUGCAACAGAUACAAGAUUACCGCAAAAUUCGAGUCAAUCUCGACUUUGAAGAUGAUGAGAUGCGCGAAUUGGAUCCGGAUGACAUUGCAGCGAUCGAAGCUCAUAUGAAGGAAAAGAGCGAAAAUCCAAGAGGCAAGAAACGACGCAAUAAUGAGGAUGAAGAGCAAGAUUCGUCGGAAAUGAGUGAUUUCUAUUCCGAAGACGAAUAUGAUGAAAAUUUGGAAAAACUUGUGCAUAAACCGGCAGGAACGAAAUCGAAAGACACGAAAAAAUCGACAGAAAAUGUUGAAAAACCAACGAAAAAGCAAAAAUCAGGACCAAGUGUGAAGUUAACGGAAAAAGUGAAAGAAAAUAAACCGCAAGAGAAGAAAUUGACGGCGAAACAGAGACGUGCGAUGGAACGAGCUGCGAAACCAAAGAAAGUUGGAAGUAACUUCUAUGACGUCGUGAAUGUUAAAAAUAAAAAUCGCAACAAGAAAAUGUAAAUUAAUAGAAAAAAAUUAAUUUUGUUUGAAAUAAAUUUAUAUAAAUAUCUG